Molecule: messenger RNA, 986 nt
Organism: Erinaceus europaeus (western European hedgehog)
Lineage: Eukaryota; Metazoa; Chordata; Mammalia; Eulipotyphla; Erinaceidae
Product: insulin-like
Exons: 6
Coding region: 232-714 (160 amino acids)
Source: RefSeq, a predicted model, not a curated record
CGCUGGUCCCCAGCUGUCGGUGCGGCAGACUGGGGUGUCCUGCAGAGUGGAGAUGUGAGCAGCCCUCAAGAUGGACUGUCUUCCCCUCUGUCUCUCCUGCCCCUGCAGCUAAGUCAGGGGGUUCAGGCUUGAAAGGCCAAAGGAGGAUUUAGUCCCGGCUUGGACGGGAGAAGUGGGUAAGAAUGCCUGGGAACAGGACACGGCUGCCUGUCAUCUGCCGUGCCACAGACAAUGUGGGGUCCCAUCAGACGUGAUGGGGCCGGACGGAUAUUCCCAGCCUCCGCCUCGUCCCCCUCCACCUCCUCCUCAGCGCCCACCCGGCCGGGGCGUCUGGGCACCGCAGCCAGAGCAACCCCUGCUUUGGUGGCAGCUGCUAGUCCUCGCCGGGCGGCGGGAUCGUCGUCCGGGCAGCUUCGGGCAAGAGCCGAGGGCAGCGGUGACUCCCCGGUCCUCAUCAUCCACCGCCCAGGAACCUCGGGACAGCAGCGUCUAGAGUACAGGGGCCGCAUAGUUACCACAGGGCAGGCCAAGGAGGAGGGGGAUCCCAGCCCCCAGCCCCAAGACCCUGAGGCUCCAGCUCAGCCCACUGCCCAGCCGGACGCCCAGCCAGAGCCCCGGGCUGAGGGGGAGCCCCCCAGAGCCACCCGAGAGCCCAGCCCGGAGGUCAGCUGCUGCGGCCUCUGGCCCAGGCGGUCUCCCACUGCCCAGAACUGAGGCCACCACUAGCCCCUGCCCCAUGUCCCCUUCUCACGAGUGCCCACAGGGAGACUGUCCAGCUGCCCACGCGUACUCCUGAGGACCUCAGGGACCCCGGACCGUAGGCCUGUACCCUGCAGUGUCCUCUGUCCUCAGCCCCCCAAGUGUAGCUGCUAAUCUUCGCGGGGUACCCUUCUUGGGCUCUCCAGACAAACCGCAUCCCAGGAAAAACAGGUUUUAUUUUACAUCCAAGACAGACUUGAAAUCCAUCAAUAAAACAAGAGAAGACA